Messenger RNA from Plasmopara halstedii, 558 nucleotides. Its product is annotated as Mesoderm development candidate 2. The record is from RefSeq and is a predicted model, not a curated record. The transcript has 3 exons. NCBI's taxonomy places the organism in Eukaryota, Oomycota, Peronosporomycetes, Peronosporales, Peronosporaceae. Gene Ontology annotation, biological process: protein folding. The coding region runs from base 1 to 558 and encodes 185 amino acids.
AUGGAUGUAGAAUGUGGCCGCACAAAACCGAUCGAUUACGACGCACUCGAAAAAGCGUGGGAGUUAGGGGAUGAUCAGCAUGAGCUGACCACGGAGGGAGACGAACAUUUUCGACAGCUCGGUGAUAGAAAUGCAGAGGAGAUUAAGAUGUCUGGACCACAAAUGAUAUUUGUGACUCUGAAGAAAGGUCACAAUGAGCCUCUUACAGACGUUGCGUCUAGGUGGAAAGAGAUGCUGUGGAAUGGAGGAGUUGACGUUAACAUAUACCAAGUGGAUGAUUCAAAACUGCUCAUUGGACUGCAAAAGGGCAUUUUUGUAAAUGAAAUUAUGACGUUUCUUCACGAGCAGCAAGAUGUGAAGGAAUACGAGUGGAAUAGUAAAUCGUCUUCAAGCGAAAAUCGCCAACGUUACAAUCUCAAACGGCUACAAGUGGGGCCAAAGAAGACGAAUACACAAAAGGUCCCAUCAGGAUAUAAAUUAAGCAAAACUUCAGACGGUAAAACGCUGAGUUCCAAUAAGGCGAAAACUUUAAAAGAUCAAUGGCAAAAUGAGCUGUAA